GUACCCGCCCGCCCGGCCCUGGCGUCCGCAUCUGGCGCGCGGUUGCCCCGAGUCCCUCCGUGUCCCAGCGCCGGGCGCGUCUCUCCCCGGGUCUCGGCUCUGCACCUCCGCCUCUGUGCUCCCGUCCCGCCGCUCUCUUCCCCUCCGCCCUCGCCGGGUCUUCAGCGGGUCCGCGGGCUCGCUCGGCGCCUGGCUCUGCAGUCCCCAGCGCUCCGGGAUCGCAGCAUCCCUCGCUUUCCCUUCCCGUCUGGGUCUCUAUCUAUUUCUCCGUCUCUGCGGCAUCCUGUUGGGGCGCCUCCACCCCAGCGUCACCUCCUAGCAAACCUUAUGGCACCCCAGGAACUUCCCUCUGGGCUGGGCGGCUGCUUGGGACUCGGGGACGGGCAUGAGAGUGUGCCCCUAUGUGGUACGUACUGGUGACCCUGGGGGCCCUUCUCAGUCACCCCAGGCUCCUGAGGUCGCACCCACUCCACCCCCCAAGUUCAGGAAUUCCUGGUUGGGGGGCGGACUUCCUCCCCCACUUCCUUCCAGGGUUGGGCUGUGUCCCUCUUGACUCCUUCCUCUCUCUGCCUCCCUCCCCUCCCCCUUGAACCAGACAACUUCCCCCCACCCAGGCUGAGGGACAGCUGUAGAAGUGGGAAGUGUGGGUGCCCAGGUGUGUGCAAGACCUGGUGCACACCAGGGCUAGAUACACAUGGAGGCCUUGUUGGGGGGCGCAGAUAGAAUGGGGACACCUCUAAGGCCCUCCUCAUCAUCCCCACUCCCUUAGGAGCUCUCAAGAGCCCCCACCUCUGUCUGCUGUAUGCCAGGAACCUGACCUCAGAUUUGGGGUGAGGAGGGGAGACUUUCCUUUCUGGGAGGGUACCCAGGACGGGUAGGAUAAGAAAGAUGGUGGGAGGCUCCCCAAACUCUGGAAAUCAUACCAUCAGGAACCCCUGAGGACUGGGAUACAGGUCAGCAGUAGGGCACUUGCCCAGCAUGCAUGGAACCCUGGGUUCCACGCCCAGCUCCCUAGUUUGGGUGUGCAGUGAGAGGCUGGUUGGGGGGUCUUAAAUGUGAAAGUCCAUGAACAGAACGACCCCGGCCCAGCCGCCCUGAAGGCUCGAAGGUUCUCAGGCUCCUCCAAUCCAAUCCUUCAAGCAGAUUAGUGUUGAAAUCUUGGCAGUCUUCAGUGGUCACAAUGAGGGCUCCACAGGGCUUGCAGAGUCAUCUAGGCCAAGCCUCUCCGCCAGUGGACAGGUGGGGAAACUGAGGCCCGAGAGCGAAAGUCCCCAAGCUGCAUCAGUGCUAGGCUGGGAAUGCGGCCCCUGCUCAACUGACGCCCAACAAUGAACACCUGGCUUCUUUUUUGUCCCUAUCGGAGAGGUGGCUUCUCUGGUUGUCACUAAAUCUGAUUAAUGUGCUGAACGAGGUCUUGAUCUUGGUCUUUGAGGCGAGCAGAGAGGGAUGCCAGGGUGAGUCUGGAUGGCUGGAGUCCAGAGGGAGGGUUUUGGGAGCAGCAGAGAAGAGAAAAUGUUCCUGGCACCCCACUGGUGAGGAGGGAGAGGGGCCAGGGCUGCUGCUGGGGAAGGGGAGGAGAUUGGGGAGAAGUGGGGAGGGGAGCCGGUGUAACCACGUCCCCUCCUGACCCUCCGAAGCCCACUGCUCCCUCGGGACAGGGCCUGUAAUUUGGUUUGUGUCUAGACAAAUAAUAACUCAGCUGGGGUGAGCGGAGACCGCUGAGCCAGGGGUGGGGCGGCAGCUUGGGCUCCUGUGUCCCCUCGGGGGGUGAGAAUUUAGGGGACCAGAUAGAGGUAGCAAAGGGACCCCCAGGUGCCCUCUUCGAGAGUCCGCGCUCCCAGGGCACCCUGCAUCUUGGGAUUCAGGCCGCUGGGCUGUCAAAAUCCAGAGCAGAAAAGGGAGGCAGGAGGAAGCCAGCAGGGAUGCUCACCUCUCAGAGGAUGUUCCCAUUUCUGUAAAAAAUAGAAAGAGAAAAGGGGAAAUAUGUACUCAUGUUUGCUGGGCACAGAUAAAAAAUCACUGAGGGUUUAAUAAUAGAUUAUGAAAGUCGUAGAAUGGUUUUUUUUUUUUUUUUUUAAAUCAGUGUUCUAACAAUAGAACUUCAGAAUCUUGGAAUGUGAGACUCCAGGCUAUUGGAAACCUGGAAGGGUGCGCGCUCAAAGCGGCGGGGUAAUAAUAACUGGACGGCAGCAGCGAAGGCUCGGGCUCCGAGCCUUCGGUGUUAGCACGGAGAACAGCCAGGAUCCCAGGGCUCCAGAAACGCUGGAAUCUAGAACAUCUGCGGCGGCGGCGGCGGCGGCGAGGGGGCGGGCACAUCUGAGGACUCCAGCAUCCCUGCCGGGGAGCAGGCAUAAAGAUCCCCCUGAUGGAAAUGGGGGAAACUGAGGCCCAGCAGGGCCAGUCCACGGGGCCUGGCUGCCCCCUGGUUUCCGUCACCGGCUGCCAGGGCACCAGGCCCAGAGAGGUCAGCUUCGUCUGAGGUUUCAAGCUGAGACCACGUCAUCCCAACCACGGGGACCCCAUCAGGGCUGAAGCAAAAGCCCUCCCCUCCUUCUUCUCCCCUCCCAGGCCUAACCUCGAACCUCCUGUGAUCCAGCCCUUGGUCAUCUCCUUCCUGUUUCCCAGCAGCCCUCCGCUUGGUCCCCUGCCCUUCCUCUGUCCACCCAACGGGGCAGCCCCUGAGGCCUACACACCUCAGUCUUACGCAUUUCCUUAUUUCCUGCCGGGGCCCUGGGACAAUCCUGUGCUCUGGCCCACACUGCCAGUCUCGCCAGCACUCCCGUGCCCUGUCUCAAUGCCUUCUUGUGGGGUUUCCUGUCUUCUAGAACGUUCGUCCCCCAUGGCACGUACUUCAGCAUAAUUGCACUUACUUCCUGGGUGCUCUCUAAGCAUCUCCCCUCAUCACUGACACCUCCAUCUCCUCCAUUAGCUGUCCCUUGCCCCAUUUUUCUGCUGCCCCAUAGUUUUUUUUUUUUUUUUUGCACUAGGGAUUGAACCGAGGGCCUUUCCACUGAACUCUGUCCGUUAUCCCUUUGAUUUUACCUUUUUAACUUUUGAAACAGAGUCUGGCACAGUUGGCCAGGCAGGCUUGAAUUGGGGAUCCUUCUGCCUCAGCCUCCUUAGUGCCAGGGCUCCGGGUGUGCACGCCCGCACCCGCUUCCUAGCUCUUCCUGAAGUCCUGCUGAUCCCACAGACACCUCCGUCCCCACCCCCUCCUAUUCUUCCUCCCGUGCUGUGCCUCGCUUUCCCUGCCCAGCCUGCCCAAGGGUUCCUCUUGAUCUCUUCCUUGGGACUGUCAUGUUCCCCUGAGCCUCCGAGGAGGGGGCUCAGGGGGCCCGAUGGCCUCCUGCCCCCCCACCCACAGCCCGGCAGCCCCCCCGCAGGGGAAGAGCCCAGGAAGCCGCAGCGCCCAGGAUGGGCAACCGCUCGUGGGAGGGCUGCCACGUGGACUCUCGCGUGGACCACCUCUUCCCGCCCUCCCUCUACAUCUUCGUCAUCGGCAUGGGGCUGCCCACCAACUGCCUGGCCCUGUGGGCCGCCUACCGCCAGGUGCGGCAGCGCAACGAGCUGGGCGUGUACCUGAUGAACCUGAGCGUGGCCGACCUGCUGUACAUCUGCACGCUGCCGCUCUGGGUGGACUACUUCCUGCACCACGACAACUGGAUCCACGGGCCGGGCUCCUGCAAGCUCUUCGGCUUCAUCUUCUACACCAACAUCUACAUCAGCAUCGCCUUCCUGUGCUGCAUCUCCGUGGACCGCUACCUGGCCGUGGCCCACCCGCUGCGCUUUGCCCGCCUGCGCCGUGUCAAGACGGCCGUGGCCGUGAGCUCCGUGGUCUGGGCCACUGAGCUGGGCGCCAACUCGGCGCCCCUCUUCCACGAUGAGCUCUUUCGAGACCGCUACAACCACACCUUCUGCUUCGAGAAGUUCCCCAUGGAGGGCUGGGUGGCCUGGAUGAACCUCUACCGCGUCUUCGUGGGCUUCUUGUUCCCCUGGGCCCUCAUGCUGCUGUGCUACCGCGGCAUCCUGCGGGCCGUGCGGGGCAGCGUGUCCACCGAGCGCCAGGAGAAGGCUAAGAUCAAGCGGCUGGCGCUCAGCCUCAUCGCCAUCGUGCUGGUCUGCUUCGCGCCCUACCACGUCCUGCUGCUGUCCCGCAGCGCCGUCUACCUGGGCCACCCCUGGGACUGCGGCUUCGAGGAGCGCGUGUUCUCCGCCUACCACAGCUCACUGGCCUUCACCAGCCUCAACUGCGUGGCUGACCCCAUCCUCUACUGCCUGGUCAAUGAGGGCGCCCGCAGCGACGUGGCCAAGGCCCUGCACAACCUGCUCCGCUUCCUGGCCAGCGACAAGCCCCAGGAGAUGGCCAACGUGUCCCUCACCCUGGAGACCCCGCUUACUUCCAAGAGAAGCAGCGUGGCCAAGGCCCCGGCAGGCAGCUGGGUGGCAGCUGCCCCUUCCCAAGGGGACCAGGUGCCGCUCAAGGUGCUGCUGCCCGCGUAGUGAGCCCCACAUUCAGAUCUCGGCCGUGGCCUCUCCCCCGGGUCUGCUGUGUGCAAACUGUAUGUAAAUAGGCUGAGUUGAAUGCCGUAAGGACGUAACAGGAGAAGCAGAGGCUGGGAUGUCACUUCACGCACCCCCUCCUCAUGACCCCCUAACAAUUCGGUUUAACUGUCUCCAGCCCUAAGCUGGGCAGGGCGAAUGACAGAGCAGUGGCACUGUCCUCAUGGACUCCCAGGCCCUGCUACUGUUCUGGGCCACAGAGGGCUUCCUGGAGGGCCGGACAAGGUUGUGAAGUCAAAGAUUUGGUUUCUAGGAGGUAAAGACAGAAAGAAAGGGUUCUUGCCAACAGGGCGGUAAAGCUCUGACUCCAGCGCAGGUGGGAAAUAUCACGGAGCACGGUCAUUAUGUUUGCCUUUGGGAUGUCCCUGGCUCCGUGGGAGAAAGGGUGACAGACAGACAGAUUCUGAGAUUCUGUAUCAAGUGUCCUGCAUGUAGGAACUGAGGAAGAGGAGGGAGAGUGUCAGAAACCAAGUGAAAAGCAUUCAGAGCACACUGCAUGGAGGAGGCGCAGGACAAGAGAAAGGACAUUCAUUCAUUCAUUCAUUCAUUUAUUCAUUCUUUUGAGAUUUAUGCCCAGCAUGUGUUGAGAGGGGCUCAGGAUGCAGCAAUGAAUAUGAAAACCCUGGUCCUGCUCUGAUGGUGUUCAGGAAAAGCAAGUGAAAAAGUAAGCAUAAGCAGGCAUGGUGAUACAUACUUCUAGUCUCAGCUAUUUGACAGGCUGAGGCAGGAAGUUCCAGGCCAGCCUGAGUUAUAUAGCAAGAUCCUGUCUCUAAAAACCAUGAUCACAAUAAAAAAAUAAAUAAAACAUGGAGUCACUAAGCGGAAGUGGAAAAACAGCAAGUUGAGAGGAGAAAGUGUGAUCCAGAUGAUGGAGUCUGAUCCAGAUGAGGAGGAUGGGUGAGUGCUUAUAGCAAGAUCUGAAGGGGCGAGGUGGCUACUGUGGGCAAAGAAUUCCAGGGAGCAAGAACAGCAAGUGCAAAGGCCCUGGGGUCACUGCAGAUUUUAAGGAACCAGAGGUAUAGCAGUGUGGCUGGGGUGGAAGGUCAGGAGGGAAAGAGGAAUGGGACAGGAAUGGGUCAGCAGCCACAGGCAGAUGGUGUGGGACUGCUUGUCUUGCUAAGGAUUUGCCUUUUAUUCUGAGUUAAAUGGGAGCCACAGGGAGGCUCUGAGCUGUGUGCCGAAGUGAUCUGACUUCCCUGUUAAUGGGGUCCUGCUGGCUGCUGAGUGGGAGGAGGAGGCAGGAGGUAAAGGCAGAUGCCAGGGGCCUGGUAAGAUGGUGAUUGUACAAAUUUAGGCUGGACAUGUUGGUGCUGGAUGGGUGGAAAUGCAGGACCAGACAGGCCACUGGUCAGUGGCGGGGUUUAUUCUGCAGGAAUCAGGCGGGGCACAGGAGCCCCUUGCCAGUUCUGGGAAUGAUCUUAGCUACACUAGGAAGGCGGCACCACAGAGCCUGAGCGAGGUGUCCAAGGGCUCAGGCCUGGUGAGUCAGUGCUGGGCCAUCCUGGGCUGGCUCCCUCCUCCCUACUCCAGCAUCUGUUCCCACGCCCUAGAGGGGCCAAGGCCUCAGGGGUCACCAGGGCUGGGGAGCAGGAGGAAGCACCCACUCUGCCAGGGCCCCACUCUCCCAGAGCAGGGGUGGAUGCAGACUCCUGAGCUGCAGAACCCUCCCCCACAUUGCCCUGCACCACUGCCCUAGAAGUUCCCCCAAGUGCUUCCUGGAAAGGCUUGUCCAAGAAAGGCAGAGGCAGGCAGAAAGGAGUGGGAAAACAAUGCGCUUCCUGAGAAAAUGACUUCUGGUGAGGGGGUGAGGUAGCAUGGGGGGCAGGGCAAGGAGCCCCGAAGUGCGGGAGGGUGGGGCCUAGGGUCUGGGCAGCCAGCUCCCUCCUCCCACCACCUCAGAGCAGCUGAACACAGCCCCCUCCCACCAAAUGCUCCUUCCAGCCCAUUCAAUAAACAUUUAUUGAGCA
Molecule: messenger RNA, 6527 nt
Organism: Cavia porcellus (domestic guinea pig)
Lineage: Eukaryota; Metazoa; Chordata; Mammalia; Rodentia; Caviidae
Gene: Gpr4
Product: G protein-coupled receptor 4
Exons: 2
Coding region: 3415-4500 (361 amino acids)
Biological process (GO): G protein-coupled receptor signaling pathway
Cellular component (GO): membrane
Molecular function (GO): G protein-coupled receptor activity
Source: RefSeq, a predicted model, not a curated record